This is a messenger RNA of Vidua chalybeata, 1951 nucleotides long. Its product is annotated as 25-hydroxyvitamin D-1 alpha hydroxylase, mitochondrial. Lineage: Eukaryota; Metazoa; Chordata; Aves; Passeriformes; Viduidae. The transcript has 10 exons. The record is from RefSeq and is a predicted model, not a curated record. Gene Ontology annotation, molecular function: iron ion binding; monooxygenase activity; oxidoreductase activity, acting on paired donors, with incorporation or reduction of molecular oxygen. Bases 1 to 1632 code for a protein of 543 amino acids. Gene Ontology annotation, biological process: glucocorticoid biosynthetic process; cortisol metabolic process; cellular response to peptide hormone stimulus. Gene Ontology annotation, cellular component: mitochondrial inner membrane.
AUGUCCCCCAGCCUGCGUCUGCCCGCCCGGGCCGCCCUCCUGUCCCGCUCCCCGCCCGAGCCGGGGGUCCCCCGGGCUCCCCCAGUCCCCCCCGCUGCCUCUGCCCCGCCCCGCACCCCCCGGCCCCGGGGCCUGGCCGAGAUGCCGGGGCCGAGCUCCGCCGCCUUCAUCUUCGAGCUGCUGUGCCGAGGGGGGGUGCGGAGGCUGCACGAGAUGCAGGUUCACGGCCGGGCCCGGUUCGGGCCGCUCUGGAAGGCCCGGUUCGGCCCGGUGCUCACGGUGCACGUGGCCGAGCCCGCGCUCGUGGCUCAGGUGCUGCGGCAGGAGGGGCCCGAGCCCCGGCGGGCCCUGAGCUGCCCAUGGAAGGAGCACCGGAGCCUCCGGGGGGUGCCGGGGGGGCUCCUCACCCUGAUGGAGGGCGAGGCGUGGCGGGGGUCGCGGCGGGUGCUGGCGCGGGGGCUGCUCCGCCCGGGGGCGGCCGAGGCCUUCGCGGGGCCGGUGGCCACCGUGGUGGCCGAGCUGGUGGCCCGGCUGCAGCGGCUGCGGCGGCGGCACCCGCGGGGCGUCGUCCCCGACAUCGGCACCGAGUUCAACCGCUUCGGCCUCGAGGCCAUCUCCUGGGUGCUGUUCUCCUCCCGCCUGGGCUGCCUGGGGGACCCCGGGGACGCCACCGCGGCCACCGAGGGCGUGAUCCGGAGCGUGGGGGCGGUGCUGGCGCUGACGCUGGUGACAAUGGCGCUGCCGCGUCCCCUCCUGCGCCUCGUCCCCGCGCCCUGGGACGCCUUCUGCCACGCCUGGGACCAGCUCUUCGCCUUCGCCAAGGGACACGUGGACCGGCGCGUGGCCGAGGUGGCUGCGCGGGGGCCGCUGGCCGAGGGGGACACGUGUGUCACCGACCUGCUGGCCCGGGAGCGCGUCCCUGUCAGCAGCAUCUACGGGAACGUCACCGAGCUGCUGCUGGCCGGGGUGGACACGGUGGCCAGCACGCUGGCCUGGAGCCUGUACGAGCUGGCACGGAGCCCGGGGGCACAGGCGGCCCUGCACCGCGAGCUGGUGGCUGCCACUGCCGCCAGCGGCGUCACCAACGGUGACAGUGCCACCACCGACGGUGCCACUGCUGCUGCCACCGCCGCUGCGCUGGGACGGCUGCCACUGCUACGUGCUGUGGUGAAGGAGACCCUCAGGCUGUACCCCGUCAUCCCGGCCAACGCCCGCGUCGUCCCCGACUGCGACAUCCGCGUCGGCGACUACCUGGUGCCACGCCAGACCCUCAUCACCCUGUGCCAUUACGCCACGUCCCGCGACAGCCGCUUCUUCCCGGCGCCCGACGCCUUCCGCCCGGAGCGCUGGCUGCGCCACAGGGACACCGGUGACACUCCUGGGGACACCCCCGGGGACGCCCCCGGGGACACCCUCGGCCCCAGGCACCCCUUUGCCUCUCUGCCCUUCGGCCUCGGCCCCCGCAGCUGCGUCGGGCGCCGCCUGGCCGAGCUGCAGCUGCACAUGGCGCUGGCACAGAUCCUGCUGCGCUUCGAGGUGCGGCCGGAGCCCGGGGGGGGCCGCGUGCGCCCCAUGACCCGCACCCUGCUGGCCCCCGGCGCCCCCAUCAGCCUGCGCUUCCUCGAGCGGUGACACCGGGGACAGAGGACACCGGAGAGACUGCGGGCAUGGGGACACUGGGGACACCAGGGACACCGGGGACACCGGAGAGACUGCAGGCAUGGGGACACCGGGGACACUGGGGACACCGGAGAGACUGCAGGCAUGGGGACACCGGGGACACCGGGGACACUGGGGACACUGAGGACACCGGAGAGACUGCGGGCAUAGGGACACCGGGGACACUGAGGACACCGGGGACACUGAGGACACCGGGGACACUGGGGACACCGGAGAGACUGCAGGCAUGGGGACACCGGGGACACUGAGGACACCGGAGACUCUGGGGACA